UAAAUGCCCAGAUUGCUUAAUGAAGAAACAUGAAAAGGUCUUGUUGGAGCUCGACCCGGUUUCGGCCGCUUGUGUCGAGCACUUCGAAACUUUUUCACUAACGUUAGCAUUUCGGCUGACUCGGGUGUAUGUUUAGGAAACAGGCAACAAAACGUGUGGCCUUACUUCAAAUCUACGAUGUAUCAGGGCGUUCAAUUACCCUUGUGCCUCAUAUGUGGUUUAUAUUCACAGGAUAUCCAGAAGCACCGUCAGGGCUUUCUGUCCUCUCUGAAGUUGUCUAACGGUUAUAUUUUACCUGAGGGCAAGAUGACGCCCAACACACUGUUCGUCGGAGGGAUUGACAUGAAGGUGGACGAGAACGAGAUCAGAGAGUUCUUUGCCAAGUACGGGUCUGUGAAAGAAGUGAAAAUCAUCACUUAUCGAGGAGGAAUAUGCAAAGGGUAUGGUUUCGUUUAUUUUGGCGACGACGUUGAUAUCCAGACUAUCGUUGAUCAGCAAAUCAGUUUUAAAGGGAAAAAACUCAAACUGGGACCUGCCAUCAUGAAAGAGCGAAGUUCUCGUUCAGUGUCGUCUCCAAUGAUUGGUCCAUCACAGUGGAUAAGCCCCACCCCAUAUGUGUACUGCAGCUGCUGUCCCCCAAACCUGGCCCCGCCCUCACCGGUCUUCAAUGGAGGGAAUCAAUACAUGCAGCCUUAUUCGUACUCCAGUCCUCCAGGAUUUAUUGUCCCACAGGUGCCCAUGAAUUAUGCGCAGACCACAUAUGCCUACCAGUAUCCAGUGCCACAGUGGUGUGGAGAGCAGAGGACAAGGCUUGUCAAUCAGAAUUAUGUGGAUUGUGGAGUCCAAACUUUGCUAACCCUUCUGUAGCCUUCAAUCACAAGCACAGACUCCUUUUCUUGGGUAGACUCCAGUAGAAGCAGAGGACAACUUGGAGAUAAAGCAGUGAACUUUAUUGUGCUUUGAAACACCAUUGCAGAUAUGUUCACCCUGGGUGUGAUGUGAAGGUGCAUUUUAAGGAAAUGACUGAUUUAUGAUCAUAUGAUCAUACUGUAACCUAAUACCUGACACAUCCACACUGAAACAAGACCAGCUUUGUUUGCUUUUGCUUAUUCAACCCAUUCUUUUUGUAUUGUCUUUUUUUUUCUUUGUCAUGGCCAACUAACUUUAAAGGCACCUUUUAAGCUCACAAAUGCAUAUUUAUAUUUUAUGUUUGCUUAUUUUAACGUUAGACUCACUGUUGGUGAUGCAUUUAAUGUAUUUAGGUAACUGUUCUGAUGUGUUUAGUGUCUUUUUCUCAUUUAGACUGGGGAGUGUUCACUGUUAGUUUUAUUUUGGGGUUUUCACAUUCAGGGCACAAGUUUGGUUAUUGCGCACCAGGGUACAGUGGCUUUCCCCUCCUUUUUUACUCUGAAUCUGCUUUCAUCAGUUGUCGUCACUGUACUUCAAUUAAUUUUUCGUUAACACUUUUUCUUUGUUGGUGCAGUUAAGAGGUUUAAAAAAGAUCACUGCAUUAAUUCAAAAAAUACAAAUCUUCUUUUUUUUUUUUUUUUUUACUGAGCCCUGUAAGUAACAGCAGGUCACGGGACGGUUGACUUGUUUUAAAUUAAAGCAAUGAUGGAAUAUUGAUAUCACUGUGAACACAGUCAUACUGCAUCUUUCUAUUUUUCCAACACUUUUUGCACCAGUUCAUUUUAAUUGAGUUUUGUUUUAUUUCUUCAUUUUUUGGAAGGUUUGUAAAGUUACGGGUAUUGUUGUUCUGAACACAAACCACUGUCAUUUUAUUCAUGGAGUUGUAACACUGUUCUUAUAGGUUUUUCUUAAGGGGAGCUUUGAUUUAAUAGCUGUAGCAUAUUCAUCAAAUACUUUUUAAAAUCCAAACCUAACUUGUAUUGAAAUCUUGCAGUUUUAUGUCCUCAUUUUCCAUGGCUUCAUGGGAGUUGUGGUCUCUUAUUGUACCAUAGUCUGAUAGCUUCUAAUCACUGUACUCCGGGUUUGCCGUGUGUGUAUGUUUUGGGUUUUGAUGUUGGCAUUGUACGGUUUUGCUGUUUUUGUUGUUAAUAAAAAAUAAAGUUGCAUUUA
Messenger RNA from Carassius auratus (goldfish), 2079 nucleotides. Its product is annotated as deleted in azoospermia-like. Gene Ontology annotation, molecular function: mRNA 3'-UTR binding; translation activator activity; protein binding. The transcript is spliced from 10 exons. Lineage: Eukaryota; Metazoa; Chordata; Actinopteri; Cypriniformes; Cyprinidae. Gene Ontology annotation, biological process: 3'-UTR-mediated mRNA stabilization; positive regulation of translational initiation. Bases 178 to 867 code for a protein of 229 amino acids. Gene Ontology annotation, cellular component: cytoplasm. The record is from RefSeq and is a predicted model, not a curated record.